Molecule: messenger RNA, 209 nt
Organism: Racocetra persica
Lineage: Eukaryota; Fungi; Glomeromycota; Glomeromycetes; Diversisporales; Gigasporaceae
Source: the annotation of a GenBank genome assembly
AUGGCUUAUGAAGUUAUGAAUACUCUUGAAUUUCUUAAAUAUUGUGAAAAACCCAGUAUAGCAGUACUUGCUAGCUUGUCUCCUGCUUUUACUAAAAUGUCACAAUUGAUUUGGACUAAUACACUAUUUACAACUAAUACUGAAGAAUCAGCUCAUGCAAAUAUUAACAGGAAUGGACAUAAUUUAUCUUUAUUGGCUACAAUUAACAA